GGUGAGGAAGGAGUCAGGGAUCAAGAGUGAAAGGAGUGGUUGUGGAGGUUCGAGGAUGUGUGACAGGGACAAGAGGGACAGGCAUGAGUGCAGGGGAAGGUCAGGCCAGGGUAUGGGACUGUGAAGUGGCUAACCCCAUCAUGCCCCUGAGCAUCCCUCAGCUCACCCGGAGCUGGCCAGCCUGAGCCCACCUUGAGGUCUGGGUUAGGGAAGAAUCCACCCCAGGCAUCUACCCCAGGACCCAGGCUGUGGUGCCCCAGAGCCCACUGCAGCAGCCAGAGCAGGAUGGGGUGUGUUUCUUUUUUGUUGGUAAUGCAUGCAGAUCAAGUGGACAAGAGAACAAAAUAAUAAAAGAAAAAAAUAUAUACAUAAAACCACAAACAAAACCCAACCAACACCAAAGGUGAGGAACCUUGCUGGAUGUAGCUGAAGCAGCAUAGGCUUAGCCGUCACUAUGGCCUCUUACCUAUCAUAUUGACUUAUGUAUUCACAAAAUGUCGCAUGUUUAAAGUGUAAUAGAAGUCAUCUUCUCUCUGCCCCUUGUCCCCUUUGUGAGGGGAUAUGGGAGUGGCCAACAGGCCUGGCCCCUCAACCUCACUGAGGCUAGCCAUGGGGGCCUCUCUGUAGCUGGAAGGUUGCUAGACUGGUUCCAGGGCCAACACAGGCCUAAGGCUGGGUUGCCUGGUUUUAUCUUUAACUUUUAUUUUCUGUUUUGUGAGUGUGUGUCUACCCUCAGCCCCCUUUUCAGUGUUAAUUGGGAGCCCAGGGGAAGUCUCCUACCUCCCCACCUCUCCCAAGAUCUCCCAUCACCAGCCAUCCCUCUGGACCAGGCAGAGGGUGGAUGGGGCCAGCAGGGGCCUGGGGUGGCCUGACCCAGGCCCCUGGCCCACGGACUCCUCAAAUUCCUCAGACAGCUAGUGUUGCCCUGUCCCUUUUUAAACAAAAUGCCCACGUUUGUAAGUCCUUAAGAUGCUUGAGAAUAAAAUCCUCCCUUUUCUUCUGAGUCUGUGGUGUGUCCCGAGCCAGGUAGGACCUGGCAGGGAAGAUUGGGAAGGGGCUGGGGUGUGCCAUUUUGGUGGAUGAGGACUCUUCAUUGAGGGGAAACUGAGGCAGGGUUUGGGGCUGGAUAAGUGGGAGGUGUUCAGAAUGACUUGUUAUGAAGCAGCUUGUGCAAGGGACCCCUUCUCUGUAGUAGUCCCAGGUGGAGCUGGAAAGGAGCCCUUAAUCCCUGAAGGCCUUGGGCACCUGCUCAGAUUUCAGCCCCUCAGUUCUCCACCCCCGCUUUCGAGGGUGGCUGCCCUGCCAAGGACAGGGCUGCUUGCUCCUCUGCAGGGCCUGGGUGCAGUCCAGCCAGGUCCUUUCACUGGUGACCUGGAACUACCAACUUCAGGGAGUCCAGUAUGCUGGGCACCCCACUCUUGCUCCUGGCCCUGCUCCCAGGGACCUCCACCUUGCCUGAUGGGCCACUUGCACCCCCAUUUCUCGGGGCGCCUGGCCCCUGGCUGCGCAGACCCCUUUUCAUUCUGGAGCUGUCGGACGCAGAGGACGCCUUCCCGAGGCGCGCCGGACCGCUCGAAGUCCCGGCCGACAGUCGUGUGUUUGUGCAGGCGGCUCUGGCCCGUCCUUCCGCGCGGUGGGGCCUGGCCCUGCACCGCUGCUCAGUGACGCCGUCCUCACGCCCGGCCCCAGGGCCUGCCCUGGUGCUGCUGCGCGGGGGCUGCCCUGCUGACGCCUCGGUCGCCUUCCCACCACGGCCGCACCCGGAUGCCGCGGGUCUCCCCGCACGCUUCAGCUUCCGCCUGCGCCCGGUCUUCAACGCCUCGGUGCAGUUUUUGCACUGCCAGCUGAGCCGCUGCCGCCGCUUCCGGGGAGGCCGCCGGACGCUUGCGCCUCUGACCCCGCUACCGCCAUCGCGGUGUCUGCCUCAGGAUGAGGCGUGUGCGGGCGCCAGCGGCAGCGGCGAGAGUCUUGGUGCAGACAACCCCCACCUGCACACGCUGACGCAGCCCAUCGUGGUCACAGUACCGCGGCCGCCCCCCAGGCCGCCCAAGAGCUUCCCAGGCAGGGCUUUGCGCCCCGAACCGCCCGCUCCAGCCCCGGUGGCCCUAGAGCCCGCGCCAGUGGUGGCGCUGGUGUUGGCAGCCUUCGUGCUGGGCGCCGCGCUAGCCGCCGGGCUUGGCCUGGUCUGCGCACGUUCAGCGCCCCCGCCCCCCCGCCCGCCAGCAAGAGCCUCGCCCAGCGGUCCCCAGCCCCGGAGACCCCAGUGAGGCAGGGAUGGCGUGCCCCAGCGGGGUCCAGAGGUGCAGCCAGCCAUGGCUUCAGGGCUAGGCCCGCCAGGACCGGACUCGCCGCCCUGGAACGCGACUCUGGAACCAUGACUUCUGCGCUUCUCCCCUCCCUCCAUCUCCCCCUUCCCUCC
This is a messenger RNA of Castor canadensis (American beaver), 2419 nucleotides long. It is a transcript of the gene Tgfbr3l, whose product is annotated as transforming growth factor beta receptor 3 like. Gene Ontology annotation, biological process: transforming growth factor beta receptor signaling pathway; regulation of transforming growth factor beta receptor signaling pathway; epithelial to mesenchymal transition. NCBI's taxonomy places the organism in Eukaryota, Metazoa, Chordata, Mammalia, Rodentia, Castoridae. The record is from RefSeq and is a predicted model, not a curated record. Gene Ontology annotation, molecular function: transforming growth factor beta receptor activity; glycosaminoglycan binding; transforming growth factor beta binding.